AUGCUGAAAAAAUGCCGCGGGGAAGCUGUAACAGUUCUGCGGUACUAUUAUUCGGACACACUUCGCGACCUAAGUUCGACAUUGGAAUCCUCUGUGUCCCAGCUGCGCCAGUCUCUUCAGGACGCUCAGGCACAGACUCUCCGAGUGUACCAAGAUGCUGCAACUGCUAGCAGCCAGCCCCAACAAUCCCCCCAUACGCGUGCCAAGCCAGUGAAGCUUCAUGUCACCAAGUUUGACUCCGACGCUGACAGGCUCCUCCGGUGGAUCGUACAAGUCGAGACCGCGGCCGAUGCGCUGUGCAUCACCCGCGAGUCUACACGUGUGGCGUUUACCCUUUCCCAUCUCAAGGAUCAGGCGGAAGACUGGGCCGAUGAUGGAGACCUCAACCUUUUGUCCUCGUCCACUGCAGACGAAUCUGUCCUGCCCAACCCAGCGGAGUCCCAGACGUGGGCUUCUCUCCGCUCGAACCCGUUCUUCGACCUCCUUGAUGAAUUCAAGGAUGUAUUCCCCGACGACGUUCCCUGCCGGCUACCCGUCGACAAGGGCAUACGCCACGAAAUUGACCUCGUGCCCGGCACGAAGUAUUGCGUUACUCGCCAAUGGCCGCUUCCACGUGAUCAAGUCGAUGCGAUCGACGCCUUCUUUGUGGCUCGUAAAGCCGCCGGCCAUAUUCUCGACAAACGACCUGCGCGAUGGAUUCUAUCACCUUACCUCGCGUUCGCGCCGCAUUCCUACGCGAACAGCGAUCCGCGCGACAAGCUCGGCGGGUAA
Messenger RNA from Aphanomyces invadans, 771 nucleotides. RefSeq lists its product as hypothetical. The transcript is spliced from 3 exons. The coding region runs from base 1 to 771 and encodes 256 amino acids. Lineage: Eukaryota; Oomycota; Saprolegniomycetes; Saprolegniales; Verrucalvaceae. The record is from RefSeq and is a predicted model, not a curated record.